Molecule: messenger RNA, 1315 nt
Organism: Eleginops maclovinus (Patagonian blennie)
Lineage: Eukaryota; Metazoa; Chordata; Actinopteri; Perciformes; Eleginopidae
Product: gap junction beta-3 protein-like
Exons: 2
Coding region: 214-915 (233 amino acids)
Biological process (GO): cell-cell signaling
Cellular component (GO): connexin complex
Molecular function (GO): gap junction channel activity
Source: RefSeq, a predicted model, not a curated record
CCUUAAGAUUAUGGCCAAGAUUUGAUUUUUGAGGUAGGUCAUUAUCAGAGACCCACAGUAGGAGAGAGGUUGCCUGCUGAACACAUUCCCACAGUUAGAGAGGGGACACGAUGGACUGACUGGAAGACCUGAUUUCUUACGCUCUUCAGAUUUCAAAAACUCCCCUCCUUCAACAUUUAGUUACAGACUUCAAAUCCAAUCAAAGCUGAACUCAUGGAUUGGAAAUUUCUCCAGGGUCUUCUCAGUGGAGUCAACAAGUACUCCACUGCCUUCGGGCGAAUCUGGCUGUCAGUGGUCUUUGUCUUCCGGGUGUUGGUCUUCGUGGUAGCUGCCGAGCGGGUCUGGGCUGACGACCAGGGACACUUUGACUGCAACACCCUCCAGCCUGGGUGCAAGAACAUCUGCUACGAUUACUUCUUCCCCAUCUCCCACAUUCGCCUCUGGGCUCUGCAGCUGAUCUUCGUCACCUGCCCUUCCUUCAUGGUCGCGCUGCACGUGGCCUACCGGAAAGAUCGGGAACGCAAAUACCAAGCAAAGCACGGUGGUGACAGGCACCUGUACGACAACCCAGGCCAAAAGCACGGCGGCCUGUGGUAUACAUACCUGAUUAGCCUCUUCAUUAAAACCACCUUUGAGAUCACGUUUCUCUACCUGCUCCACUACAUCUAUGACAGUUUCAAGCUGCCCAGGAAGGUCCAAUGUGAUGUCAGUCCCUGCCCUAAUUUGGUGGACUGCUACAUAUCCCGGCCCACUGAGAAGACCAUUUUCACCUACUUCAUGGUGGGCGCGUCCGUGUUGUGUAUUGUGCUCAACAUCUGUGAGAUUUUCUAUCUGAUAAUGUUCCGGUUGGUGACCCUCAAAAAAAGAGGCAGUGCAAAGACCUGCUCUAUGAAGGUCCGCCAUAACCUGGACUGAAAGGGCUAUAAGCUAUCUCUUAUAUUGUAGCUGGAAAACCAGUAAUGGAAAUUAAUAUUGGUAUUUAAUGCCUCUAUUUGACCAACAACAAGGGGGAUCCUUUUUCCCCAUUUAAAAAUGAUAUUUGUAUGUAUACUUUUAUAUGUAAUAUAAAUAUAUUGUAUUGACAUAAACAACCCAAAGCUCUGUAAUGAUACUAGAGGUAUUUUUUUUCCACAAGUGUAAUAAAUAUUGCCGCCUAAAAGAGUGUUUUGUACAUCAUGACGUUUUCAAUGAAAGGAAGUGCUGGAGGAUUGCCUAAUAUAAACUGACACUGUUUGUUUCCUGUAUUCCAAAAUAAAAAUAAAGUCAAACAACUGAAAUAAAGUUUUUGCAACAAAAUAAAACCACAGCAAAUCCA